GAUUGGAUGGAUUUGUUUUUUCCUCACUGGCGUAAAGGUUUGAUUGGAUUGGAAGCAGUUAAACAAGUAGGCUUUGAAGACGAUAAGGAGCAACUUUUAGGUUACGAAGCUGAACUUAUCCUAAAAAAUGAUCAGCCAAUUUUCAAGCGUGCUUACGAGGUACCAUACAAAAUCCGUGACAAACUGUUGAACCACUUGGACAUGCUAGAAAAGCAGAACGUAGUUACUCCAAUAGCAGCAAGCGAGUGGGCGUCUCCAGUAAUCGCCGUUAUGAAGAAAGACGGCGACAUACGCAUGGUGAUCGAUUGCAAGAUUUCUCUCGGGCAUCAAACUGUUACAGCUCAUCGAAAUCAACUAAAAUUGAUUCAUGAUCAGCGGCGUAGCUCUAUGGUUCUUAUGCCAUUCCACGAACGGAAGCGAAGACGUGAUUCGAUCGAAUUAGAAGAUCCGUUUAUUGGAUUUCCAGAUGUUCCACACGUUCCAGAACAACGAGAAACCAAGAAGCGGAAGCUGAUCAGUGUUGCUCGCAGUCCAGUUAUUACCAGAAGUGCUACGCGAUCGAACCAAGAAGAAAAAGUGCUUGAGUAGUUAAAAUUAAAUGAUACUGAGCCCGGUUAACCGUAGCGGUAUUAUCUGAAUUGAAUGAAUAAUUAUUUUAAGUUAACUUAUAUUCGGCAAUUGAAUUGCAUUCAGAAUUUCAAGGAAAACAUUGAAUUUGUAGUUGUCCUACAUUAUUUCAAAUAAGUUAUUAUUUUCUCAAAGAAGGGAGAAUUGUUGUAUAACAGUUAAGUUGAUGUAAUGAACAAAACUCUCAGAUUGAGAGUUCAAUAAGCAUGCAAUACAAUACAGGGCUCAGUCGAGUCUAGUGCAUGAAACAGACAAGAAGCCUUUAAAGAUUAUCAUCCGAAAACCUUUAUAACCCGUAGUAAAGCCAUAGUCCGGAGUGACCUUCUAGUAGUUUUUAAAAAGUGUUUUAAGUAUA
This is a messenger RNA of Aedes albopictus (Asian tiger mosquito), 982 nucleotides long. RefSeq lists its product as uncharacterized. The transcript has 3 exons. The record is from RefSeq and is a predicted model, not a curated record. The coding region runs from base 7 to 588 and encodes 193 amino acids. NCBI's taxonomy places the organism in Eukaryota, Metazoa, Arthropoda, Insecta, Diptera, Culicidae.